Galleria mellonella (greater wax moth) is the source of this 2050-nucleotide messenger RNA. Its product is annotated as pickpocket protein 28-like. The record is from RefSeq and is a predicted model, not a curated record. Gene Ontology annotation, biological process: sodium ion transmembrane transport. Gene Ontology annotation, molecular function: ligand-gated sodium channel activity. NCBI's taxonomy places the organism in Eukaryota, Metazoa, Arthropoda, Insecta, Lepidoptera, Pyralidae. Gene Ontology annotation, cellular component: membrane. The transcript is spliced from 14 exons. The coding region runs from base 1 to 1653 and encodes 550 amino acids.
AUGCGUUCGGGAAAAUCACCACCGGAAACGUUCAGAAAGCAAAAUUAUUGGACUACUAAAACUACACAAGAACCAAUACCGUGGUAUGUUUGGGAUACUCAAUCACCUACAAGCAAGGAAAAAUAUGAGAAGAAAGCUUCACGUUGGCUGAUACCAAAAUCUAAAAUCAAAUCAUUUAACAAAAACUUUAGGGACUACCUACUGACAUCAACUUUACAUGGCCUGCGAUAUAUUGGAGAGAGGAAAUUAACAUGGUUUGAAAGAUUCUUUUGGCUGGCCGCAUUCGGUUCGUCUCUUGUAUGUGCCGCAUUCUUCAUUCUAAAUGUGUAUGCGAAAUGGAGCAUGUCCCCAAUGAUUGUUAGCAUCAAUCCGCAGAAUAUGCCGCUGAAGGACCUGCCCUUUCCGGCUAUCACGAUAUGUAACGUUAACCAGGCAAAGAAGACAGUUGCAGAAGAAUACUUGAAGACAGGCAAUUCUGUGGACAAAAAAAUAUUGGUAAGUCUCUGCACGACCCAAAAUGACGCCGACAUAUUCGAGGACAACAUAGCUGAAAGCGCUACUUGGGACUACACACGAUCCUUUCUCAUAAACGUAACUCAACCAUGUAGCGAGAUGUUAAUAUUAUGUGAAUGGAACUCCCAUAUAAGAAGCUGUCGUGAUUUGUUCAACGCACAGCUAACCGACGAAGGUCUGUGCUGCACAUUCAACGUUGUGCAUCGAAACAUGAUGUUCCGGAAUCCAGCCUCCCUAAAUGACUUGAAUUUGACAUUUCCACUGCCAGCUGUUGACUGGACACCGGAAGGUGGUUACCCAAAAAAUUCUCCUCCAGAUGGUUUUCCUUGGAGACCACAAGGAAUUGGCACUCACCAUGGCCUGUCAUUGAUAUUAGAUGCAAACAUAGAUGAAUACUACUGCUCAUCCACGAAAAGCACUGGUUUCAAGAUUCUUCUACAUAAUCCAACGGAAACUCCAAAGCUGGCAAAUCUAGGAGAAAUAUACGGAAGUGGCACAGAAGUCAGAGUAAGCAUUCAGCCAAGGAUCCACGAUGCCCACCCUACGCUACAGUCCAUUGACAUACAAAAAAGGUUGUGCCUGUUUUCCAAGGAAAAAGAAUUAAUUUUUUAUAGAACCUACACUCUAAAGAACUGCGAAAUGGAAUGCGAAGCUAAUGCGAUGAUAAACCAAUGCCAGUGUGUUUAUUAUUAUAUGCCAAAAAAUAAAACUACAAGAGUAUGCGGGAAAGCGGAUGCCAAAUGCUACGCUAAUAUGUCACGCGCUGCCAGUGUACGAACUAAAGAGUGCAUGGAUUGCCUCCCAGCAUGUACAGAGAUAGCGUAUUUAGAGCAAAUGAGUACAGCGCCGUUGAAUAAGAGAUUAGUAACACAACUAGCAAAGACAUUUAAGAGGACACCGGAAUACUUUGCAGAAAACAUGUUGGUUGUACAUUUUUAUUUUGACGACGACACAUUCACGAGACUGACUAAAGGCGAAAUAUUCGGACUCACAGAAUUCCUGUCGAACACCGGAGGUCUGCUGGGCCUGUGUAUGGGCUUCAGCGUGAUGAGCGCAGUGGAAUUACUCUAUUACUUGACACUACGGGCGAUAUGCAUGGGCAAACGGCAGAGGCGCGCGAAACAUCCUUUUACUACUUAAAUUUACUAUAUAUGUAUUAAAAUUAUCAUCAUAACUUCUAUAACUUUACCAAAAGAGCGACCAGAAAAUGAUUGCCUCCAUAAUAUUACAUACAAACAACGGCAAAUAAUAUAAAAAAAACUUUUGGCGUGCCCACCUCCGAACGAAGCUUCACAAGGAUACAACCAAAUGCGUAUAUGCGCUUUUUUCAAAAUACCAGGCCCCCGUAGAAAAUAGUCUUAAAUACACCAAUGUCAAUGGUUUUGUUCGAGUUAUUUACCGCGAACUGUACUUUACACAGCGUUUACAAAUCAUAGACUUAGUAUAACUUAGUACGUAAAACUAAAAUAUACAUAUAUAAAUAACUUUUAUGAUAUUUAGGCAAUUAAUCACGAAUGAAAUGUAACCUUAUUAGUAG